Angiostrongylus costaricensis is the source of this 1590-nucleotide messenger RNA. Lineage: Eukaryota; Metazoa; Nematoda; Chromadorea; Rhabditida; Metastrongylidae. The record is from the annotation of a GenBank genome assembly.
AUGUUGGUCGACUUCAUUCCCUCUGCUAUUCCAGAGAAAAUGCAAGAUGAUAGGAUCUAUCAAAAAGUUUCUAAGACACCUCUUCAACAAAAGCACUUACCGGCUUUUGUGCAACAGUUAGUGUUAACCAGACAAGUCUUCCAAUCUGGUAACCCUAGAGAGACGGUAACGUGUACGGAAGAGAACCUUUUGCUAUUUAUGACAAUAGGAUCUGUUCUCGCCGGUGUUCUACUUGGAUUUGUUAUCCGUCCGUAUGACCUUCCAGCUAAGACGAUCAUGCUGGUGAGCUUCCCUGGAGAGUUGUUGAUGAGGAUGUUAAAGAUGAUUAUUCUACCGCUUAUUAUUAGUUCUCUAAUCGCAGGUCUUGCACAACUAGGCGCAAAACAAUCUGGAAAAAUAGGAUCAUUGGCGGUCACCUACUAUUUCACGACUACGAUUAUUGCCGUAAUUACCGGAAUCGUACUAGUGCUCUCCAUUCAUCCGGGUAACCCCGAAAUUAAGGAGGACCUCGGUGAAGGUACGGAGGGAAGGACGGUCAGCACGGUGGACACGUUGCUCGAUUUGUUAAGAAACGCAUUUCCGGAAAACAUUGUGGUGGCCACAUUUAAACAAGCCCAGACAAAGUACGUCACCGUUCGCCCGAAGCUUCUGAAAAUAAACAACAGUAUCAGCCUAAAGAUGCUUCACAAUGGGAGUUUUGACUACGUGAAGCAUGUGCUGGAAUACAAAGACGGCAUCAAUGUGCUCGCAUUGGGGAUUGCGCUAUCACAGCUUGGUUCCGAGGCUUUUGUGCUGACACAAUUCUUUGUCGCCUUGGACAAGGUGGUCAUGAAGCUGAUAAUGGUUAUCAUAUGGUAUUCUCCUUUGGGAAUUUUAUGCUUGAUCAUGGGAAAAAUCCUUGAGAUCCAGGAUCUAGCCGAAAUUGCAAGAAUGCUGGGUUUGUAUAUGUUCACGGUUCUGGCUGGAUUAGCAAUACACCUGCUUAUUUCUCUUCCGUUAAUAUUCUUCGUCACCACGAAUACUAAUCCGUACAUCUAUAUGCGUGGACUUCUUCAAGCGUUGAUAACAGCGUUAGGAACCUCUUCCAGUUUCAAUCCGCUCUACACACUCAUCAUCGCUCCUCAAAAACCGAAAAGAAGAAAGCAAAUAGGCUGCUUUGUGAUAAAGACCGUCCCAAAAGAUGGAACUGCGUUAUACGAGGCGGUUGCGACUAUUUUUAUCGCUCAGAUGAAUGGCGUUGAUUUGUCGUUUGCACAAGUGAUAACUGUUAGUUUUACUGCCACCCUUGCAUCUAUCGGUGCAGCAGGAGUGCCGUCAGCCGGUUUGGUGACAAUGUUAUUGGUGUUGACAUCAGUUGGACUUCCAGUCAGCGAUGUAUCGUUGAUUAUCGCUGUUGACUGGAUGCUUGAUCGAGCUCGAACGUCGGUCAAUGUGCUCGGAGAUGCGAUCGGUGCCGGCAUUGUUUAUCACUAUGUGAAGGAGGAUCUCGAACACCUCGAUCUCCUUGAUUCAUCACACUCUCCAUCGGAUGGCAAGUUACCCACGAUUGAUUUCGAUGUUUUCAACGAAUUCAAGACUAAAAAAAUUUAA